CAAGGAUAUUUCAAAUUUUAUCUACCAUAGGUAACGUCAGAAUUUCAAAUUUAUAGUUUGGUAAAACAUGAUAAAUAUAACGUGUGUUGUGGUUUUUGCGAUGCUGAUUAGUUUUAGUGCAUCACAAGUUAACGAUGAAACAGAAAAAAUGGAAAUGCCAUCGAGGGAGGUUGAAGAAUUAAUACCAAAUUUAAUUUCGGAGGAGGACUUAGGACAUAACAACCUAGAAAACAACGAACCAACAUGGCCGCUAACAGUUUCUUUGUGCAAAAAAUGUGCAUGCGAUAAUGAAAAAGUGGAUUGUAGGGAUCAUAACUUGCUUAUAUUAGAAGAUGAUGAUUUAGGAGGUUUAAUAUCAACGAAUGUCGUAGAACUAGAUCUGAGUGGAAACCCAAUAAAGGCGCUAAAACGACUGCCAAAAUUGCCUAUAGAGAGGCUGAAUUUAUCCCGAUGUGACCUUAGUUACUUAGACGGGUCACCAUUCCUAAAGUUGAAGAAUUUGGAAUACUUGGAUCUCAGUUACAAUCAACUACCAACUUCAGCUAUCACUAGAAUGACGUUAGCGGGUUAUCUGGAGGAUGACUUUAUACUUCCAAGACGUUUUCCCAAUAUCAGAUCUCUUAGUUUGGCGUACAAUAACAUCCAUUCUUUGCAAAAGGACGCUUUCAUAUUCAUGACAGAAUUACAGUUUCUGGAUCUUACUGGGAAUCCUUUAGUUUUCAUAGAUCAAGUUACGAUGGCUGCUAUUACUGAUCUCAGUAAAUUAAAGGAAUUACGACUUUCUGGAUGUGAACUGGAGAGCAUACCUGAUGGUCUGUUGCGGAGACAGCGCUAUUUGGAGAGAUUGGAUCUCAGCAGCAAUAAAUUUACCACCGUGCCCACUGUUCUGAGUGAGACUGUUAACUUGUUAUAUUUAAACCUCGAUGGCAACUUGAUCAGCUCUCUAACCGAAAAAACUGCUUUGUCCAACUUGUCCAAGCUUGAAGAACUCCACUUUUCUGGUUUUACGAGGCUGCAGUCAAUAGGUCCUGGAGCGCUGGGAGGUCUAGCGAAUCUAGUCUCGCUUUAUAUUACUGAUAAUCCUAAAUUAACGAAUCUAGAUCCCAAUUUUUUGAUAUGGGAAGAAAACGAAGAGGAAAAGUGGCCUCCGAUCAAACAGUUAUACCUAAACAACAAUAAUAUAUCAGAAAUCAGCCCCGACUAUGUGGUCAAUUGGGGCGAGCUGGUUGCAGCGAACUUCAGUAACAACCCAUACGUAUGUGAUUGUAGCAACCAGUGGAUGGUGGAUGUACUUGUACCAAUGUUGAGGAGGAUUGUCAAAGAUGAUGAUAACGCUAUGACCUGUAGAAAACCUCCCGUGUUGAGAAGUCAGGCAAUAAGUUACCUUCACGACAUAUCGAAGCAGCUAGAAUGUCCAUCUUCGGUUAUGAUGAGAACCGUGAAUAGACCAAACACUGCAAUAGUUCUCGGGAUUAUGAUCGGAAUCUUCGUCACAUUCCCAAUGGUGUUCUUAAUUGUACUGUUAUGGAGAAGAGGUUUCUUUUUGAGGUGCAGGAAAAGAAUGAUGAGAUCUGACGAUAAGUAUGAAGAUGAGGAAACUGACGCGUUUUAGCUUCUAAAGUAUCUCAGUGAUUGAAUGUGAUCAUUUAAUAUUGCGAUAGUGAUAGAUCUCAUAGAAACCUUAAUCAGAGACUAUAAAUUUUAUUUAUUAUAGUAAAACAUAAUAUUGUCUCCGUCUUAAAUGAACGGAUCGCGUAGAUCGUGUUUAUAAAUCAUAAUUACAGGAAUUUCAUUAGAUAAUUAAAUAAAAUAACAUUUACUCCUACAACAUUAUAGACAGUUAAUGACGAAAAUUAUUAUUAAAGUCGGAUCAAAUUAAAGAUUAAUUCGAACAAAUUUGGAUACAUAUUUAUUAUUUAGUUCUAUAAGGUCUACGUACAUGUUAACUUUAGAAAUUUAAGUUACCAAAACCAUCCGCAAGAAGCGAAUUAAGUUUUCAAUACAAAACUAUCGAUGUAAACGCAAAUGCAGUAGCAUCGUAAAUCUCACUAUGUUAAACCCACAUUAAGAAAUAGAUAAUGCAGUAAUUUAUUUUUUUGUAAGGGGAAAGGAGAAAAUUAUUCAUAAUAAAUCAAAUAGUUUUGUAUACUUUUAAUUAUAAGGAAAGUAAGCUACCAAAACAUUUAUUUUUGAUUCUGUUUUCCCCCUAAGAACAAUUUUUGUUUUCCCUAUCAAUAGGGAAGGUAAAAGGACUAAGUCUAUACAGCCGUUGUCUUCAGUUAAUUUCUGCUAAUAUUUCUUUUUUCCAUUUUGGUAUAUAAGAUUGCUUCAAAUGUUGAAAUUACAUAUUCAUAUAUGCAUUUA
This is a messenger RNA of Galleria mellonella (greater wax moth), 2364 nucleotides long. Its product is annotated as leucine-rich repeat neuronal protein 2-like. Gene Ontology annotation, molecular function: protein binding. Lineage: Eukaryota; Metazoa; Arthropoda; Insecta; Lepidoptera; Pyralidae. Bases 68 to 1612 code for a protein of 514 amino acids. The record is from RefSeq and is a predicted model, not a curated record. The transcript has 9 exons.